CCGCUCCAGUCCACCUAGUCUCUGCCAGACACUCCCCUACACGACUUCCCCCUCCCUCCCUUCAUCUGCCAGCUCACCAGUCUCCACUUCCCUUCUCUUCCCUCCACAAGGUGGAUCGCAAUUCAGCGUCCUCCCUUUCUCAGCUGGGAGAGAAUCUUCACUGCCCUUCAUUAGUACGAGACUCAACAUAGUGGAACCCCCAGGGAGCCAGGGACCACAGGACUCAUCUCACCUGUGUUAUUGUUUACGUUAUACCUGUGACCUUUGAGCCGUUGCCGCCGCUACGUGUGAUCUCAACCCUUCUACGUCUGCUGUGACCUCUGACCCAUUGCCACCCCAGUGACCUCUUAACUCACAGCCACUCUUGUCACCUUUGAUUCCACUUCAUCUUCUGUGACUUCUACUCCGUCAUCACCGUCUGAGGCUUUUGAUCCUCCGCCACUUUCUGUGAUCCACUACCCGUCGCCCCAGACAUGUCGGACAUCGAUGAGAAGACCAUGCACGCCCUCCGUAAGGCGUUCGCGACGGUGGACAAAACUAAAAAGGGUUACGUGGAAGCUAAGGACCUGGAAGGGAUCUUCAACAAUAUGGGCACCGCCUUUGAAGUAGAGGACCUCAACGAGACCAUCAAAAGAGUCGACAUCGAUCAGGAUGGGAGGAUCAACUUUGACAAGUUUGUGAUCAUCGCUUCCAAUUUCUUACAAGAGGACGACGAGGAGACCAUCACCAAUGAGCUUCGGGAGGCCUUCAGGCUCUACGACAAGGAAGAGAAGGGCUAUAUCACUACGCAGACGCUGAAGGAGAUCUUGAAGGAACUAGACAACAAACUCUCGGACAACGACCUAAACGACAUCAUUGACGAGAUCGACGAGGAAGGCAAGGGGAAGGUCGACUUCGAGGGCUUCAGAGAACUUAUGAUUUAACCCCUUCGUCAGGGACCUAUAAAAUGUACAGAGAGGACCUGCUACUGCUGGUGGUGGUGGUGGUGGUGGUGGUUUCUCUGCCACGGAUAAUGCCAGCGAGGGUUGGUGAAGGAAGGGCGCGUCUAGGUAAACACAAACACCGCUAAUACAGGAUAUUUAAAGAGUCUGUUGUUGUUGACUGGAAAUUAAGGCUGAAAAAGAACUGUCGCUAUGAAGAAGAUCGCUCUAAGUUUAAUUUAUAAUUUAUUGAUCUGUUCAAAGGUAUUACAGGAUAAUUCAAAUAAACUUUUAAGUAAA
Molecule: messenger RNA, 1220 nt
Organism: Homarus americanus (American lobster)
Lineage: Eukaryota; Metazoa; Arthropoda; Malacostraca; Decapoda; Nephropidae
Product: troponin C-like
Exons: 5
Coding region: 474-923 (149 amino acids)
Molecular function (GO): enzyme regulator activity; calcium ion binding
Source: RefSeq, a predicted model, not a curated record